AUGGGUGUACGCCGGGGCGCAUCUGGGGCCUUUGCGACGCCGAGCCAAAAAUGCUUCUUCUUUUCGAAAGCGAGAUUCUUGCUAGAUCAGAAGCAGCCUGAGCGUCGGAUAGACUCUCACUCUUCCUCAUCCUCCUCCUCCUCCUCCUCCUCCUCUCACCAUAAUGCAACCGCAACCACAACAUCGACCAAGACAUCCUCCACCACAAACGACGCCGCUCACGCGACCUCAACGCCAACCUCCAAGCCGACCCAGGACGUCGUCCACGAAGACAUCUAUAAUCUCCCCAACUUCCUGACCUUCACACGCCUCGUUGCCGCACCCGCCGUCGGCUACCUCGUCUUGCAUGACUGCCAUACAUGGGCCGUGGCACUGUUCGCCUACGCGGGUGUCACAGACAUGCUGGACGGCUGGAUUGCGCGGAAGUGGAAUCUCAAGACGGUGGUGGGGACCGUGAUAGACCCCAUGGCGGAUAAGACGCUCAUGACCAUCCUGACGGUGUGCCUUGCCAUCAAAGGCGCGCUUCCUGUUUGGGUCGCUGCCGUUAUCCUCGGUCGUGACGUUGGCCUCGCCAUCUCCGCAAUCUACUACCGCUGGAUCUCCCUCCCACCUCCGAAGACCUUUGCCCGCUACUGGGACUUUUCCCUGCCGUCGGCUGAGGUCCGUCCCACCACCAUCAGCAAGUAUAACACGUUCCUCCAGCUCGCCCUCGUUGGCAUGACCACCGCUGCGCCGCUCGUGGCCGCGGACAUGACGCCGACUCUUACAAUUAUGCAAUAUGUCGUGGCUGCUACGACAGUGUGGAGUGGCGCAAGCUAUGUGUACACCAAGGAUGCAGUCAAGAUCCUCAACAAACCUGGGCCAAAGAAGCCCUAA
Molecule: messenger RNA, 876 nt
Organism: Ilyonectria robusta
Lineage: Eukaryota; Fungi; Ascomycota; Sordariomycetes; Hypocreales; Nectriaceae
Product: CDP-alcohol phosphatidyltransferase-domain-containing protein
Exons: 4
Coding region: 1-876 (291 amino acids)
Biological process (GO): cardiolipin biosynthetic process
Cellular component (GO): mitochondrion; membrane
Molecular function (GO): cardiolipin synthase activity
Source: RefSeq, a predicted model, not a curated record